This is a messenger RNA of Siniperca chuatsi (mandarin fish), 6908 nucleotides long. RefSeq names its product zinc and ring finger 3 (gene znrf3). The transcript is spliced from 20 exons. The record is from RefSeq and is a predicted model, not a curated record. The coding region runs from base 29 to 4258 and encodes 1409 amino acids. Gene Ontology annotation, biological process: ubiquitin-dependent protein catabolic process; Wnt receptor catabolic process; negative regulation of canonical Wnt signaling pathway. Lineage: Eukaryota; Metazoa; Chordata; Actinopteri; Centrarchiformes; Sinipercidae. Gene Ontology annotation, molecular function: ubiquitin protein ligase activity; frizzled binding.
UGCCUACUUCGUAACUUACAGACUUAUCAUGAUUAAUCGAAAUUCCGCUCUGGGUCCGCGUCGUUUGGGUACAGUAAAGCCUGUCUUAGUUUGUGACCAGAAACGGACUGCACGUACGGACUCCCGGGAGAAUCAUGACCGCCGAGAGCUGCAGCUGAGCCGGCUGGGCUGCCUGCAAGCGCCCUGGAGACCGAGUGAAACGCCCAGACUGCCCUCACAUCUGGAAACCAAACCAGUGAUCCUGGAGAAUGUGGGACAACAACACGUGGGGAAGGCGACUACAGAUGACCCACCAAAGAUUGUCGACCAAUCCAUUAACAGCAACUCUCCAGAUUCCACAGGAGGAAGUAAGAGUUUGCCAGUUUGUCAUACCCAGGCUGAAAAAAGAGCAGAUAUCGUUUCCCUGAGGAGGCAUCUUGGCCACGCCAGGCGUUUGGCAUCAGCAAUUAAGCGGGGCCAGAGCUACUUCCACCUCCUGCAGAAAGAGGAACAGGAGGAGCAGGAGGAGGAGAGGCAGCGGAUGAGGAGGGAGGAACAGCUGAGAACAGAGCCACGACCUCCCAGUUUCUCCUCUGACUCAGAUAGCGAUUCAGAGGCGUGGCCUCUGCCUGCAGGAACCAGCUGGUCAGGUGCGAAUGAAGCAAGGCCAUGCAGGAAGAAGAGCCAGUCAGCACGACCUUUCACCCCUGUCCAUCACUCUCUGACCUCCCCUCUGCUGAGUCAAGCACCGAGGAAGGUCAUCUACCGCCAGCUCUGCUGUCUGAAUUGGCUGCUGGAGGCCUUGACUCUGGAUCGCUCUGGCAGAGUCGGCCCCCUCACUGCCUGCUGGGACCCCAAAGACCCUGGCCGAUGCAGGACCACGAUAAAGACGCUGAAAAAAGAGAAAGCCAUUGAGAACAAAUGGGAGCAGUUUGUUUCCACCAAGCCUCGGAGAGCUCAUCCCAGGCACCGUCGCAGCUCCUCUGCUCACCUCCACACCCGCAGGAAGUCUUCCUUCAGUGUGUCCUCCCUCUCGGCCUUCACCUCCACCACUGUGGGCAGCAGUGUGUCCUCUUUGGUCCCAGGCACUGAGGAGGACACAGAGUCUCCAGGAGCAGCAGAGGAGACAGACCGGCCUCCCUCAGAGUGUCUUCGCACACUGCCAGAUAUCCACCAGAAGGUCAAGAAAGAGUGCCAAAGCCCACAAACCAGCAGCUUAGUACAAAGCUGUCCUGCCAAGCCCCCGUUAGCCAUCAGCCAUCUAAUCAACAACAAGGCCACCGCGCUACGGGAGCUGAAAGCUGCCUUUGACGAAAGGGUUGAGGGGAUGGCUCAGAGCUAUGUCGACGUCCUGGAGCUCAAAGCCAGGGAGAGGUUAAACAGCGGUCUCCAGAGGUAUCGACCCCUGUGUCUCGUGACUGAACCCCAUGGACUUCCUCAUCAUGUGACCUGCAUGUCCCAAGAGACAGAGGCUCCAAACAACAACAAUAAAAACAAGCACAACAACAAUAUGUGGCUGUCAACUCUGCUGAGCAGCCUGCCCGAGGAGGUGUGCAGGGAGCGAGCGGUGAGCCGGGUGCUAGAGAAGCUGAGUGCAUUUGCAGAGCAGCAGACCCUUAGGGUUCGACCUCAGCUCUUCCUGAAGGUGCUGGCGGGUCUGGAGCCGUGGGAGCUCUGUCUGCCUGAGCUGUGUGUGGCCAUCCAGAUUGCUACAGAACAUGUGGUCCUGAUGCCCAGGGAGGAGUACGAUGCCUGGCUGCGUUCAAGGGUCACUCUGCCCCCACAGGACCACGUGCCCCUCAAACACCAGAUGCAUCCUUUGGGACUAUGUAAUAAUAAUGAUGAGGAGGACCUAUAUGAGUAUGGCUGGGUCGGAGUGGUGAAGCUGGAGCAACCAGAGCUGGACCCCAGUUGUCUCACUGUGCUGGGAAAGGCAAAGAGAGCAGUGCAGCGGGGAGCCACAGCCGUCAUCUUUGAUGUGUCAGAGAAUCCGGAUGCCAUCGACCAGCUCAACCAGGUUGCAGAGGAUCCUCUGAAGCGGCCGGUGGUUUACGUGAAGGGAAAUGACGCUGUCAAGUUGAUGAACAUCGUCAACAAGCAGAAAGUGGCUCGCGCUCGGAUACAACACAGACCACCGAGGCAGCCCACGGAAUAUUUUGACAUGGGCAUCUUCCUGGCUUUCUUCGUGGUUGUGUCGCUGGUUUGCCUCAUUCUGCUCAUCAAGAUCAAACUCAAGCAAAGAAGAAGCCAGAGCUCCAUGAACAGAAUGGCCAUCCAAGCCUUGGAAAAGAUGGAGACAAGAAAGUUCAAGGCCAAAGGAAAGGGCCAGCGCGAGAGCAGCUGUGGAGCCUCUGAUUCACUGAGCAGCAGCUCCACCUCUGACUGCGCCAUCUGUCUGGAGAAGUACAUUGAUGGGGAGGAGCUGCGGGUGAUCCCCUGUGCUCACAGAUUUCAUAAGAAAUGUGUCGACCCCUGGCUGCUCCAGCAUCACACCUGUCCCCACUGUAGACACAACAUCAUCGAGCAAAAGAAGGGAAAUCCAGGACCAGCAUGUAUGGACCCUGGCAACCCAGUCCACAGCCGGCAGCGGGUGGUGCUGCCAGUCCAUUAUCCCGGCAGGGUGCACCGUGCUGGCCAGGUGACAGCCUACCCAACCAGAACCAGCAUGGACCCCCACGGCAACCCCAUCACCGUGCUUACUGUGGACCAGCACCCAGAUCCUCAAGGUCUGUACCCACCCCAAUCAACGUCUGCCUUUCUCCGGAGCUACCACCCCACCCUUCAUCUGGACCACUCGCUCAACCCCCACCACUGCGGAUUAGAGCACCGAGGACCCCCCGCUUACCCAGCACAGCCGCAUCAUGCUGCUUUUAAACGACCCAAGUUCCAUGGUCGCAACUUUUCCAGAGCAGCCUGCUUCUCGCAGUACGAGACUAUGUACCAGCACUACUAUUUUCAGGGGUUGACUUUCCCUCAACAGCCUGAGGGUGGCCAAGGGCCUGCUAUGGCAGGGCAGCUUGGUGGUGGUGGAGGAGGAGGGGCCCACAAGGGCCACCACAGCAGGGCCUUUCAGCAGGGGCUGUUAUACCCCACAGUGGUACACAUGGCACCUGCCUCUUCUUCAAGGAUAGGUGAUACUGGCAGCACUUCUGGCCUGAGCUGUUACCAUGGCCACCGCUCAGUGUGCAGUGGUUACCUUGCUGACUGCCCUGGUAGUGACAGCAGCAGCAGCAGCUCAGGCCAGUGCCACUGUUCCUCCAGCGACUCCAUGUUGGACUGUACCGAGGUCAGCAACCAGGGGGUGUACGGUAGCUGCUCUACCUUCCGCAGCUCGCUGAGCAGUGACUACGAUCCUUAUGUCUACCGGAGUAAGAGUCCGUGUAGGGGCUCCACGGGGGAAGCAGGGGCUGCAGCUUGCACCACAGUUCCUGCUGAGGACUCAUCAUCCCCUGCUCCCUUGGGACAUGACUGUCUCCAGCUCCCUCCUGGAGCUUCGGGAUAUAACUCGGGGGACCACCUCUCCAACUGUAGUUUGGAGCCCAACUACAGCAGUCGCUCAUCACUGGAACCCAGGGAGAACAGCAACACUAGCACUACCUCAGCCGGAGCUCCAGAGGCUACCGGAGCAGACAGGGGAAAAGGGGCGCAGGAGGAGUCAGGGGAGCUUGGGGCUGCAGCCUGCAGUUGCUGCUUUGAGGUGCUUCCUCCAAAUGUGGAGUGCAAAGGGCAGGACUUGGACCAAGCUGGGCCUCUGGCUACAGGACGCUUUCACAGGGGGAUGGACUUUCAGAACUCAACCUCCAAGAACUACUUUGCUCCUGAGCACAUGUGCCCUUCCUCAGAGCAGGUGAGCUACGAAGGGCUGCCUUGCUGCUUCUACAAAGAGAUGAAGGUCCACAGGGCCGCAGCAGGGCGUUACACCGAGGACUACGCUGUCAAUGUGCAGUAUGCCCAUGCAGACUCCGAUGCCUGCUCUGGACAGGGCUGCUGCGAACUCAACCAGAGAAUACCCAUAAUUCCUGAGGACACAGAUUGUGAAUUGGGCACAGGGGCAGAGACCCAGAGCAGUUUAUUGCCCAUCAGUGUCACAGUGGAGGCAGAGGUGCGGACAGGGGAGCGACAUGAGCCCAGGGAGGGGUACUUCACCUCAGGACAGUUUAGAGGUCAGCCAUACCCUCAGGAGGAGGAGACCAGGGCUUUGUUCCACCCUCAGCUCUCUGCAAGCCACACUGCAAUGGGAAGCAGUACUUCAACAAAUGAGGGAGGUCUGGGUGUAUGAACUUGAGCCCAGAGAGAAGGGACUCAAAAGUAUGUAUUUGGUACCGUAUCAGUCAGUCAGUCAGUCAGUCAAUCAUUGAAACCCUCAGCUGCCUUGUUCUAACCUUGCUCUCUGAGCGCUGAAUGUUAUCAUCUUAGAUUGUGUGGCUUUCUACUGAAAUGGCCUGUCAUUUCUAGAUAUACAGUGUAUCAAGUUCAUUCCUGUGGCCACAAACGUCUCAGCACCAAACUAUGUUACCAGAGCACUGAGACAAAGUGAUACUACGAAUAUGGAUGGAGGUUGUUAACUGAAACUAGAAGUAGGCUGGUAUUGGCAUCUAUUUGCAGACUGUCUGCUGUCAUCAAGGGUUAGGUCCCUUCAGCGCUAAGUAAUCCGGGUCCAUGUCUUGUGAGAUUUUUUUCAGAUUUUGUCAAGUACAAGAUAUCUAGACUUUUGUGCAAGAUCUAGGAAUCUGAGAUUUUUCUCAACAAAAAAAGUAUACUCUUAAUUCACAAACAUCUACAUAUAUGUGCGCACAUGAACACUGACUGCCUAUAAAGCUUCAACCACCAACUCAAAUAGGUUGUACGGACAUAGCUAUACCAAAACAGAAAGACAUGAUUGUUUGUUUUUUUUUGUUGUUUUUUAAGAAAAAAAACAUUUUUCAAGAGCAGGGAAAUGGGUCUUUCUAAGUGUCUGUGACCCACACAUUUCUCUGAGGAGAAGAAGCUAUAUAUUACAGAAAAUGCAUAGAAAUGUGAAUGCAAGGCUGACACUGGUCUCUAUUCAAUUUAAUACAGAAUUUGUUUUAUGCAUUGCAUUUUUGUCCAGUAGUGGCCUAUCUGUAUGAGAUGUGCCAGAGCAACAUGAAAGCCUUUUGCUGGUAAGCUAUUUGUAGCAAUAUCUAAAGACACUGCAUCACUUUUAGUCAAACUCCAGACUAGAGUGACAGUGUCUCGGGGUCAGUAGAUUUCUUCAAAAGUAGAGUAGCACUCUACGGCUGCAUUUCCUUAGUAGUUCCACUUCCCCUCAGCCCUUGGUAUUACGUCCCACAUACGUCGCAUUGAGGCCACUUGGAGAGCAGAGGGAGAGUGGGCAGUGGAUUUAAAUGGAACGCACCUGCCCCUGUACACUUUCAGCCCAAACUAUCACAAAUCGAUCGCCAGUUGUAAGCUUAGGGCUAUACUGCAUAUUACAAAUCAUCAGAAAUCCCUGCAGACUAAUUUCAAUGAGGCGAAGGCAUCUUCUGCGUAUACUUGCAAUAUGUAGGCACUUUGUAAUUAGCUGCAUCAGUGUCGUGAUUAUCAUAACUAUUAUUGCUACGGGUUUAUAAUAUCUUGCAAAACUAUUUUUCCAUGCGUUUACAGAUAAUGUAAACGCAUAACUAAAGGUAAAGCGUUUGGUUUAUUGCGAACUGCCGCCGAGCAGUUUAUUAUCAUUAAAAAGUAAUAUCUCACUGAUACUUUUGCUGCAAAAAAUAACACUAUCUGCUAACUAGGCAACAGGAGUUUUAUGCACAUUACUGCCACCUAACAAUGGACGUAUUUUCUUGCAGCAAAUGCAUAACUUCAUUGCAUUGUGGGUGAUGUACACCUCUGAGUGAUCAUUGUUGACUGCUCCCUCAGCCCUCCGAGGGUUGAUCUCACUAAGUUCACUUCAGUUUUUCAGACAAAUGGAAGGACUCUUAUGAUGGUGGCGGGGAUUCCCCCUGAGGGCAUGUUGAACGACUAAUGAAACGCAGCCUACCUCUUGUUUUGAAGCCCUUAAGUGUAUUUUUGCUGUCACUUACCCAAUUUCCUCAAUGAGGUAUGCUCUAAUAAAUAUCUAUAAAAAGGUUCUAGCAUGUAUCAAAAGGCCAAAGGAAAGUAGCUGGAAAAGACUCAUAUUUCAUAAGGGUUCCUACUGUACUGUGACUUUUUUUUUUUUUUUUUUUUUUUAAUCGAUGCAGUUAUACAUACCACAGUAUCUGUUUGAAUCAUAUCGUGCCAUGCAUAAUACAUAUUCGUGAUAUCAAUGCUUGUCAUUCAUGCCUUUCUGUUUGUCCUGCAGACUGUUUUUAUACUGUUUCUAUGAAAUAUACACAUUCUCUACACAGAGGAAAACUUUCUGAAAUAACCCUAUUUAUAAGUUAACCCAGUGCUGUAAUCAAGUGAGAAUCUAAUCUUGCCUUUUGCAUAGAGAUAUGUACCUACUGCAAAUAUAACAUUUUGGGGUACUUGAGUCACUAUUUAAUUUUUUUGUUAUUGUUUCUAGCACUUAAGAUUAAAAUAUGUACAAAAAUUAAUAUUUUUUAAUUUUUUAAGAAUAUAAUUAUUUUCUGUCAUUACCAUUACAAAUGUUUAAAAAAGGCUAGAAAUCAAUCUGUGUAUAUUUCUGUACCUGUAUAGCAAACACAUUUCAUAAAUGGAAAUAUGUUCUCUGAAUAUUUAUUUACUAAUAUAUUUAUCUUUAAGCCAUGUCUUAUGUUCAGAGUGUAUGAACGUUUGAGUUAUUUGGUUGCUUUUUAUUUUGAGAAAAAUCACUAACAUGAGACUUUGUAUAUACAUGGUAAUUGCACACAAGACGAUUAAAUCUUCUCUGACCAAAAAACUGAUUUUAAAACUUUAGUACCAUACAGUUUUGUAAUUAAAGUGUACAAAGAUCUGUAAAAUAUACAGUUUUAUUCAAGUAA